AUGGAUUCCAACUUAAUUGACGCCAUCGACCCGGCAUUGGAUCGGAGAAGACCAAGCACUGCUCCUCCGUCCUGUGACGAAGACAUGCCCACUCUCGUUGAACGAUCAGAUUCUCACGAUCGAAGCCAAGAGAUAUCUGCCGUUACCUGGCCCACGAACGAAAUCCCGGUUGAGAUUUUCGAGAUCAUUAUUUCGCACCUUACCCGCCUCGAGGUAAGAUGUUUGCGACUUGUCUGUAAAGAAUUCGAGGCCAAGGUUUCUGCGCAGUACUUUCGAAAUGUCGUGGUGCCCUUCAAGUCGGAGCUUUACAGCAAAUUGGAUCGUGAUGAAAACGGCGCGUUUAAGCGCACGUCUUCUGCUCUUCUCUCAAAUGGAAUGCGCAUCUUCCAGUCUUUUGGGCCACACAUCCGGCGCUUUGCGCUGUCUUUGGAGCUUGACGAGGACACGCUCUCAUACCCCCCAGUGAAGCCUUCGCAAGAAGCUGUUCCUUCUUUCUGGGGCAUAUACCGCUGGCCCCAUGGCACCUACCACCGAUAUACUGAUCUUGAAGGUCUCGAACAAACGGCUGACGAAACUGAGGCCAUGAAGGAGGCGCUUAAGUGCUUGGUCAAAGUCACAAAUCUUGGACUCUGCUGCGAUGCUGGUCUUGGAUUUCUGUCGGGGCCUGAUCACAUCGCACGAGGUGCAACCACUCUCCAUCCCGUGUUUGCAACGCAAAACUGGCGUCACACAGGUUCUGAGUCACAAGCUCGGAAGCAACCCAUCAUCACCAUGUCCGACCUGAAUGAAAUGGUCAAGGAUUUUAGAAAGCCUGUGUUUGAGAACCCCAUUAGUUUCAAGCGAACAGUUCUGCAGAAGAUGGCCUCAGAUGCUGGGUACUCGGGUGCCCAGAUCAACGAAGCUGUGCUAAUGCUGUUGGAAACUGAGGGCACCAACAUCAACGCAAUUGAUUUUGAUGAGAGGGCAUCUAUUAUUAACGAGAUGGAAGCUAGACGAGUUAUGGCACAAAACACACAUCGCGCUGACUUCGAACCCGCCACCGCAGAGGUGGCCAAUCAUCCGCUGAUUCCCGCCAGUCUCACAAGAGCACAAAAAGAAAUGCUCCUUGAGCUCGAGUGGGCGCAUCGUGCCAUGAUCCAGUCCUAUGUCAUUGGCCUUAUCGACAAUGCCCGAGACAACUGCUUUAACAACCUUACUACCAUCACGAUUGCCAAGAUUCCCAGUAGCCAUGUGUAUAUUUUAUAUCGUCACGAGCUAUGGCAAAACCUAUCGUCUCUCAGCAAUGUUUCGCUAGGCGUUAUUGCCGACUGGCGACGCGUUUCCAAGUCUGCCCCGGGUUGUGUAGAAGAUGACACAGUUUCUCCUGUCGAGGCUGUUGGUAAGGUUUAUCAACUGCUUAACAAUUACAUUGGCGCUCAGCGUCACAUCGAAAGCCUUCACUUUGAAUGGAUCUGUGGUGGAGAGUUUGCUCCUGGAACAUAUCAACGGAACCACCACAUCCUCCCAGCACCGUUCUUUGAACAACCUCAACUCAUGACUCGCAUUGAUAGCCCCAAAACUCAUACGGACGAUCUCUUGGCAUUACCAUUCAUUAAACAUUUGUCACUCAAGAACUGCUGGGCCUCACCGCAUGUCCUUUUGCAAACAAUACGCAAUAUGGCUUUGUCUACACUCGAGAAGCUCGAUCUGGAAUCUGUAUCACUCUCUGGUCCACCGACUCUCACCCCACAGGCUCCGCUCCAGCAAGCUGGCGCAGCAAACAAUGCUCAUCUGCUGAACAUGAUCGGGAUACACCCUGCACCUCCUGGUGUGCCGGUACCUCCACCGACCAAUAUAGCGAAUGGGGUUGUUGCACCAUUCCCAUUCAACGCGACGGCUCAGCAGCUUGCAGGAGCAUUUGGAGUGGCAUUCAUGCCACCGCCACCCAAUAAUCAGGCUCCUCCGCCACCGCCUGCGCCUAUGGAUAUCUUACAGCAACCAGAUACACUAUCUUGGGCAGGCAUCAUAGAGCAUUUCUCUCCAAGCAUCAAGAUCAGAGAUAUUUUGAGUGCUAGAGACGAGCUGGCUUUGAAUAUCACGAGCCAACCAGUCUUGGAUCAGCCAGAUCCCUUAGGGCAGCACAUACCUGCACCGCACCGCCUACGCUCAGAUGAGAAGAAGUAUACUUUGAAGUGCCUCUCCUUCAAGUCCUGUGGGUAUGUCACAGUCGACUCACCGGCUUUAAAUACUAGGAGUAUCUUGCCGCAUGGCGCCCAAGGCCUUGGGGCCAACGGCAAUCCGCACAGCCAGGAUCUAUCGCCUUUGAUGCAGAAGUGCCGGGACAAGCUUCUCUGCCGAAUCGUACCUUGCUUAAGGAACCAGGAGCUAGUGCAACUUACGACUGCCUUCGGGAUGGACAUGGGAUGGGCCAAUAUAUACGAUGAGCGUACAAUCUACGACGCUAGAGCUGAUGGUGUUGAGCAGCCUGGAAAAGGUCGAUUCUCGGGUACAGUUGAUGCUGCCAGUUUUCCUGGGGCACGAGAUAGCGAGGCCAUGGUGAGCCUAGACUUCUAG
Molecule: messenger RNA, 2553 nt
Organism: Fusarium redolens
Lineage: Eukaryota; Fungi; Ascomycota; Sordariomycetes; Hypocreales; Nectriaceae
Exons: 1
Coding region: 1-2553 (850 amino acids)
Molecular function (GO): protein binding
Source: RefSeq, a predicted model, not a curated record